Molecule: messenger RNA, 582 nt
Organism: Musa acuminata subsp. malaccensis (wild Malaysian banana)
Lineage: Eukaryota; Viridiplantae; Streptophyta; Magnoliopsida; Zingiberales; Musaceae
Source: RefSeq, a predicted model, not a curated record
GUCUUCUUGCUUGGACUAUAUAGCAUUGCAGCUUCACAUGUCACGGCCCUCACACGGACGCCGUUCUUCCUCCUUAUGUCUUCUUCCUCCUCUCUCAUCACCUCGCAUGGGGUGGCUCUGGCCACCGCUGUGGCUGUCUCCGGUGCCGUGAUCAUCCUCGCCAUCUGCCGCCAGAAGCCCUUCUCCGCAGCCGUCAACCGCAGCUCCACCCCCCCCUGGUGCCACCCUCGCUCCUGCGUGUCCUCCUCCGAGGGGAGGAAGAGGGAGAGGGCGAACGGGAAGCAGCAGCGGAAGAAGAGGGUCCAGUUCGCGGCGGAAGUGGAGGAGCUCGGCGGGAGUUCCCGCAAUGAGACGGCGGCGGAAGUCCCACGGCCACCACGAGGAGAAAGGCGGGAGGCGCGAGGGAUGCCGGCGAACAGGGUGGCCCUGUACAACGGAAUUCUCAGGGAUCGGGUGAUGCAGCGGACGGCCUGCAGCUACUGAUCGCUCCAAAUCUACUGUGUAAUGCCUCCCUCUAACCUUGUAAUCGUCCGAGGAAGGGAAGAAUGAACUCAGGCGUACGACGCUUGGAGAUUCGUGCAA